Messenger RNA from Schistocerca nitens (vagrant locust), 5927 nucleotides. It is a transcript of the gene Rubicon, whose product is annotated as run domain Beclin-1-interacting and cysteine-rich domain-containing protein. The transcript has 13 exons. The coding region runs from base 164 to 3388 and encodes 1074 amino acids. NCBI's taxonomy places the organism in Eukaryota, Metazoa, Arthropoda, Insecta, Orthoptera, Acrididae. The record is from RefSeq and is a predicted model, not a curated record. Gene Ontology annotation, cellular component: intracellular membrane-bounded organelle. Gene Ontology annotation, molecular function: phosphatidylinositol phosphate binding.
GUUUGGUAAACUGCACAGGUGGUGGGUGACAGUUGUUUGCUUAGAAGUCGGAAAUUUAUAGAUGCUGUAUUGUGAUAGAACAUAGACACCACUGUCAACUAAGGAUAUUGAAAGGUACGAAUGCCGAUACACGAUGUGACAAAUUUCAAAAUCUUGUAUAACAAUGGGAGGUGAAGAGAACCACCAACAUCAAUAUCGAGAAUUGCUACAGACACUUAAAUCAACAGCUGAAGGCCUGUUAAUUAACCAAGUGUCAAAUGUAUGGAACAUAUACGGUGGCUUAAACAGAUUGCAUCAUGUUAUGGAAAGAAUUUUCAAGCACGGCUGCCGUAUAUUUAAUCAAGAGGGAGAACCAGACUGUUGGAUAUUCAUUCAAGGUCUUAACUGGCUUCAGCCUUCUCUUGCUGUCUCUCCCACCUUUCUCACUGACUUUGACAGAACUGUCCAUAAUCUGCCACCAAAUGUGAAUGAGAAAGCUUUAAUAUGGAUAUACAAAAGCUUGGAAGGCCAUACAUUAUCUCAAAAACUGUCAUGGCUUCUGUCAGACAGAGAACAUUUAUUAUCAUGCUUUGAAAAGACGGCCUAUCUUUGCCAGGAAAAGUAUGGGGAAGCAACACUUAUUUGUUUGAGAGCUGUGGAGCAGAAUCAGCCUUCAUUACUCGCAGAGAUAGAUCCAUGUUUGUAUCUCUCAACAUGGACAUACAAUGAGUUCCAGAAGACACAUCGUAGAUGUUCAUCAUUUCCCGAAACUCAACAUAAAACUUGGCAUUUUGCACACAGUGACUUGUUGGGUUGGAAAAAACAAUGUUCAGAAGACAGUCAAGCUAAUACAACAUCAGUAUAUGCCAAAGCAGAUUACAAUGCACCAAGUAGUGAGAUAAAGGACACUACAUGCAGUUAUGAUUCUGAUAGAGUAAAUUCAUGUGAAGAAGCUACAGAAUCCAUAAUUUCAUGUCAAGAAAGUGAAAAUGUCGAGAAUGGAAACACUGAAAGAAAUAAAGACAUUCAGACUGCAGACGAUAAUAUCUCUGAGAUGUUUUAUAGUAAUACUAAACUAAAGCGUUGGAAAAGCCUUCCAGAUAUUUUGGGAACUACAUUUAUAAUACCACUAUGCAAAAGAAGUUUUUCAGCUAGCAGUAAAUCACUGUAUGUGAACAAAGUUUUUUUCCAGUGUACCUCUGGAAGUCAUGUGUCUUUGUCCUGUCCAGCAGAUGAUCCACGGCUAGACCAAGAAAAUUUACAAGGUUCAAAUAUUGGCCAAAUGAUCGAAAAUGUAUCAGGACAUCAAGCAUAUUCUAAACUUUCUCCAAGUGUGCUGCAGGUAGAUUACUCAGCAGAACCGACACCAGAUCAUGAACCAGAUUCUUGUGUGACAGACAACAGGUUAGCUGGACAUUGGAAGCAACAAUCUGCAAAACAACAAACCAGAAGUUUGAAUAAAAAACUGACAAAGGGAUGUUCAAAUAACUUCAAAAAACCUAAAACAGCAAUCCCAAAAAAUCUCACAUUGGUAGAAAGCUCAACAAUUGCAAGCAGCACCAGCAGCAGUAGUAGUUCUGACACAAUAAAUGUUAAUAGGCAUUUAGCUGAGUCAUCAGAAGUCAUACGCAAAGCAAACAAAACUGCAACAACCUGCAAGGCAAGACCAUCUGACCUAAAUCUUCCAUCUAGGCACUGGAGGAAAAGUGAGAUCAACAGUUCAGGGAUGCCAUCUGCUCGAAAUUUACAAAGAAAACGAAAAACAGGGAUUUCUGGCUCUGUUCCUAACUAUCCUUUCGAGUGGCUUGGUGAUAGACAGCACUGCAAGAAAAGUUUUAUUGAAGAUGGUGGCAGCAGUGUUCUUCCAAUGACUGUUGGAUUUUUUCCUCGUCCCCAGCAAGGGCAAAGCAUCACCAGUUUCCUUUCUUCUGUUCAGUUUGCCCGACCAGCAGCAGAACUUGAUCGGGAGAAUGCACACUUCAGCAUAUCAGAAGCCAUAAUUGCUGCAAUUGAGCAGAUGAAAUGCAAUAGAAAAUUGUGCGUCAGUAGGGAAAAUAAUGCUGUUGGAGAGGAAAGUGAUGAAGAUAUGUAUCAUUUAAAACAGAGAAUUCGCAUUCGCCGCCGUCAGUGCCAAGAAGAAAAACAGCAUCAGGCUUGGAAUACAUCUCUGCUUAGUGAUGGCAAAACUGACACCACAACAACAGAUCAGAGUGUGAGCCCAUUGUCGACAUCACCCGGAACUCCAUCAGAAAGCAUUUCUACAGAUGAUGUAGAUGACCUAGAAAUUGACGAAGUUAAAAAUUUGACAGAACUUAAAGAUGCUGGCCUCUCUGUUUCAAUGGCAUCACUGUAUUCUGAGGCUGAUCUUUCAAGGCCCCCUGUAUCCCGCACAGGAACUGAUGUGCCUCUGACAGAGUCGAUUGUAUCAGCCGAAGGAGUUGCCUUAUCACUGAUACGGAAGUUCAGUGAGAAGCAGCUGCCCCGUGCCUCUGACCUGCAGUGGCUAGUUUCUGAACAGGAUGCUCCACAACAAUUACUCCCUCUUCCAACAAGUUGGCCUAUCAGCCCUGAUGAAGCAGAAGAUAUGGAUAUGCACUUAGCAACUCCCCUCAGGGGAACUAUGGAGUGGGCACCACCUCGUCCACAGGUCAUCUUCACUCUUCACCCACCGCCUGUGCGUAGGACAUUGAUGGUGAAGCAAAACUACCGCUGUGCUGGUUGCGGUAUGAAGGUGGCACCAGAAUAUUCAAACCGUUUCCGUUAUUGUGAGUACCUGGGUCGAUAUUUCUGCACUGGGUGUCACACAGGACAACUGGCACCAAUUCCAGGCAGAAUACUUACAAAAUGGGAUUUUACAAGGUGUCCAGUGUCAACUUUUUCAUAUCGCCUGCUGGACCAAAUGAUUGGUGAUCCACUGUUUAUUAUUAAUGAUUUGAAUCCUGGCCUGUACAGAAAAGCUAAACAGUUAGAAAAAUGCCGACAGCUGAGGUUGCAGUUGUGUUACCUGAAGGAUUUUAUAUUUUUAUGCAGAUUUGCAGAAAGUCUGCAGGAAGGCUUCAGAAGAGAGCCCACGUAUAUUUAUACCCAGGUGGACACUUACUCUAUACAGGAUCUCAUUGAAGUGAAGAAUGGUACAUUGCUGUCAAGAUUAUCAGAAUUAGUAAACGCUAGUCUAGCCCACACGGAGGACUGUGAGCUAUGUCAGGCACGUGGAUUUGUGUGUGAGCUGUGCCAUGCAGCACACGAUGUAAUCUUUCCUUGGCAGCUUGGAACAGUGACUCGAUGUGGUAACUGUGGUUCCUGUUUCCAUUCGGCCUGCUGGUCUCCAGCACCUUGUCCCAGAUGUGAAAGGAUUAGUGCACGCAGAAAAAGCUGUGAGGAAAUACCAGAACCUGUUGAACCUCCUUAGGUCAAUGUCUUGUAUAAGACUUCCCUUUGAUACAUUGAAAUCUGUCAUCCUGCUUCACUUCUCACAAAUUAGAUCUCUUAUUAAGCACAGGUAGUAAAAAUGAAAGUAUUGUUGGAAGAAAAGAAGAAGUGAUGAUUAGUUAAUGUGUGUAUUAUUAGCAUGUCUAAGUUUAUUUGUUUUAAUCCUCAGGGAUAAUUUUAUUAGUGUAUCAGGUAACAGUGUUACACAUUGAAGGACAAUAGCACAAGCUUUCUGAAUUUUAAAGUCAAACAUUUAUUAUUAUUAUUAUUAUUAUUAUUAUUAUUUGUUUUCCACACUGGGACAUAUGUUCCAUGCUGGAACAUAUGUUAUGUAAUUGUUUUUAUAGCCAUCUUUAAUCUUUUAAAUCUGAUGUCAGUAAGUAGUAUCCACCAGUUGCAUCAUUUUUUGCUGUUUUAUAGAGAUGUAUUUCACAGAGAAUAAAAGGUAUGAGACUAUCAUCAACAAAAGGAAUAACGAUGAUGAAACUGAUGAGCAGUAUAUCGCAUGAAAACUGAAAUUUUCAUGAUUUUAACAACUGCAGUAUCCGUAUUCAUAGCAACUUAUAUUGUUGCUAUUAAAAAAAAAAAAAAAAAAAAAAAAAAAAAAAACUGUUGACAGCUGACUAUAUUUUUGGAACAGUAAUUGGUGACUGCACCUCCAUUGCUCCAUCCUUUCAUCUUCCAAUCUGAGUCCCACAAUUUGUCUAACUUUCUUGAUCCUCUCAUCACUUUUUUCCACAGUGUGCUCCCAAUGAUGUUGGUGCAGCCUCCAGAACAGUAAAGGCUAUUUUUUCUAGUAGCUUGCUUUUUGUGAAGUGGUUAAGAAUGUUUGUGCUGUGGAAAUGAUCUCUUCUUCAUGCAAUUUUUGCUGUUGGUAGGAAAUGACCAUGUUCCCUAUAAGAAUAAAAUCUAGUCAACAAGCCAAAGUAUAGCUAUGUAUACAUUUGAAAGAAGCCUCACUUUGUUUUAGAUGAUUUAUACAGUGUUGUGAUGUGUCCCAUUAUUGCAAGUGAUAAUAAGCAGCAGGCACUGGUGAUAAUUAGUAUGAUCAAAUAGUUGUCAGCUAAAUCUAUGGCAGCAUAUAUUAUAGCACUAUGGAAUUAUUGUUACAUUUCUCAUCAACAACAGCACAGAUUCAUUUUGUGAUAUAAAAUAAAUUUUCUGAAUCUGUAUAUUACAGGUAUAAUAUGCUGUCCCAUAUUCCAAUAUCUUCCUUUUCUGCCUCCUCUCCUAUAAAAUUUUGUAUAUGGAGGGAAGUUAUUAAAUGUUAACAGUAAAAGUCAAUAGAUGAUACUCCACAAUCCCCUUCUUACAAUGGAGUGACAGCAUUCAACAAGGAAGUAAAAUACAUAGGAAUAUGUCUCAGUAACAAUGGGUCUAUUGCAGUAAGACAUUUAACAAAUUAAAUUUAUAUACUAAUUACUGGAGAAUUUUGUCUGCAUUCCUGUUCAGUAAUUACUUGUAACUGAAAGACUUGUUAUAACAUUAGUUGGCAAGGAAGGAAGAAGUUUGUCUUAGAAUGAUAGGCUAAUCUUGUGCUGUUUUCCACAGCUUAAGCAUUGUUGUAGUUGUGCCUACAUUUUGACACUUUGCUCGUUCCUCUCCAUUAGUAGCAGUAAACUUUAUUGACAUAAAUUACACAGUGAUUCUCUAUGGUUGUGUAACAGUAUUUUUGUACUAAGUGAAAUACUUUUUGUGAAGAACUUAUCGACGAAUUUCAGAUAUAGGAUGCACAUAACUCGUGCAGGUGUGAUUUAUUUUGCAUGACAGUGUAAUCUAAAUAUGCAAGAGGAUUAUAGUAGAAGUAGAUUUCUUUUUGUGUGUGGUUUAAAUAUUUUCUCAACUUAGUUUUGCAGAUAUUUUCAGUGUAAUCGGUGCAUCUUCCAGUAACUUAAAAUGCAGUGCUUCAGAAGACUCAAGUGUUUAUUCCUUGUAUACAACUUAAAAAUUUCAAAAAAUAUCUUUAUUUUGUUAAUGCAAUGAGAGAAAAAUGAAUGGUGCUGUUUCAGUGACUGUAAUUGAAGGAAAUGUUACAUUAAUAUAUAAGUUAUUAUCAUUCAACUAGGCAGCUUCAUUUAUCAGAUUAAUAUAUAAUGUGACUAAGUCAAAAGCAUCACACAGUUUUUGUUGGAAUCAGCAAGUGCCAAGGUGUAAGACAAAUUGAUGAUAUAGUUGAAUCCAUAAGGCUGUUUCUGUUAUCACUAUUUGUAAUAUAACACUUGAAAACUAAAAAAAACUUGUUUUUAUCUCUGUUGUUGUUGUAUUAUUACACAAAGUUUUACCAAAGAUAAUGUGUUAUUAAUUGUUGCCUCUAUUGUAAACAAUAAUAACUAUAGUAUUACACUGAUGAAGCUGUGAAAUGUAACACCUUAGACUGAAAAAGUAUAAUUUGUUGAUGACUUUCUACUGUAUUACUAAGCACAAUGAAAUAAAUGUUUGUAUAAAAGUUGUAUUUAGUAAAAUCUGUAUUUUAAGAUAAACUGAAAAUGGUGUGUACUAUUAAGGUAAAUACAUAUUAA